GUGUGACGACCAACAGGUGUUUCGUCUUGUGAUAGCAAGAAGGCGCCAAGCGCGAUGCGUAUUGCAUCAUCAGUAUUAAAAGUAGGUGGUGUACUGUUUUCUCUGACGUAGGGUUUUAUUUACACGUUUAUGUAAUAACCUACAUUACCUAAUAAAAAAGUUUAUUAAUUAAAAACACAUGAAAUAUAACAUUUCAAAAACUUUUUUUCCGUUUGCCUAGUGGCCAUCUAUUUAUCUUCAUGUGUAUAACGAAUUGGAUGAGGCUGGACAGGAGUGGAAGUGAAGUUUUUCACCCCUCCCGUAGAGAUGCUCACAGCUGAACUCCAGUGGCAGCCUCAGUAACACACGUCCCCUUGGAGACUAGAGCAACACGUGAUGCGUCUACUUAUCACGUUCACUGAGCAGCGCUCAGGAACACACUUUGAGGAAAAAGUGACUUUUCUGAACUUCAUUCGUCGCAAGUGUCGAUGGCCAUCAUCGCUUUAGGGAGCUAAAACAGUAAACGUUGUGAUCUAUCCAGUUGGCGAACUUUGCACAUCCUCAAAUGCGCCAUUUUGAUCGCUCUCCGGAACAAGUUUGUAGUUUUUUUCGAAGUCCAUCAUCUCUUUUCACCAUCACCAUGUCUUAGCGCAGUCUGCCCAACCCCGACAAAGUCAAACUAUGAGCAGAGGUCGCUGUCCCUCGUCCUGUGCCCGUGACCCUGUGCCUUCCUGACCCAGUGACGUGUUCAGCCCAGACCUUAAAAUGGAAAUGGAGCACGCCUCCCCACAAGAGUGUGUCAACACCAGUUUCGGUGCUGUUGACAUGACCGAAGAAGAGCCGGUGAAUAAUCAGCCAUCCACACAUAUACCUGAAACUGCAGAAGAAAACCUGGCGAGAGAGGCAAACUGUGAUGGAAUGGACAAGCAAUCACAUGCACACGUGGCAGAAGAAGAAGAAGAAGACGACGACGGUGGAGUUAGAGGAGAGGAGGAACUGACCUCAAUCAACUCCAUGAUGAGUACUGUGAUGAAUGUGGGCCAGAUCAAUGGAGUCAAUUCAGAUUCCACCAGAACAUCUCCCAAAAUGACCAGCAAACUUAAUCGUACCGGGAGAAGAAAUCAGGAAGGCAAGGACGACCGCUCAAGCUUCAUUUGCCCCCUGUGUAACAAAAACUGUAUGACACAGCACCAACUCACUAUGCAUAUCAGACAGCAUAAUACAGACAGUGGCGGCACUGACCACUCUUGCAGUAUCUGUGGAAAGGCCCUGAGCUCAGCCAGUUCUCUCGACCGCCACAUGCUGGUACACAGUGGAGAGAGGCCAUACAAGUGUAACAUCUGUAACCAGACUUUCACCACCAAUGGAAACAUGCACAGGCACAUGAAAAUUCAUGAAAAGGAUGCAAAUAGUACUUCUACCCCCAGUUCUUCCCCAUUGAACAAGCGCCGCAGACCCUCCGUUAAAAGAAAGCCGAGUGUGGAUGAAGAGGGGGAGCAGGCGGAUGAGCCACCAAUCAAAAAGGUAAUGUUGAUGCAAACGACUGAAGAGCUUGUUUCGGUCAAGAAUGAAGAAGAGCUCCAUCAUUGCCCCAUCUGCUUUAAGACAUUCAUCUGUAAAUAUGGUCUAGAAAGUCACAUGGAGACACAUCCUGAGAGUAUACUUAGGUGUAACACUUGUUGCAUUACCUUUCGGACACACCGUGGUCUCCUUCGCCAUAACUCCAUUGUUCAUAAGCAAAUGCCCACAGAUCCCACCGGACGACCCUUUAUUCAGAGUAACCCCUCCAUCCCUUUGGGUUUUGGUGACUUGGCUUUCAUUGACUUCAGCUGUCACAAGUUUCCCCAUAUUGCACAGGUCUGGUGUGAGACCAACUUGCGACGCUGUGCCAGCAAGUUCCACAAAUUUGUUUGUGACGUCUGCAACAAAGCCUUUCCUCUUCAGCAGUCUCUGGAUCUUCACAAAUCAUCACACAAAAGUAGCGCCGACACCAAUGCUGAACCUCAGGAACCAAAUGCAGAUGCUGUUAUGGAUGCACCCAAAGUCAACUCUCAUUUUGUGGUGUCCAAGAAGGUCAAUGAACACGUUGACACUACUGCUACAGAUGGGAAGAAAGGUUUCAUGGAGAGUCUGGGUCUCCAGCACUCCUCUUUGGCCAAGCCAGAGAAAUCCGGGGAGCAAAUCCAGCAAGAGAUUCUGGACAGCAUUCGUUUCAUUCGCGUUGAGCAGCCUUCAACAAAUCUACCUCAAGAAGCCAGCAGCGGCCUCGGGAUCUCGCUUUCAGAACCCGUCUCUCUUCAAAGCAUGAACAAGAACGCUGCCCUCAGCCUCUUGUCGCUGCAGCCCCUACAUGGUGUUGUCAGUGGCAGUAUGCUUGUACCAAUAAGUGGUCAAGCUGCGGUGGAGCUUGCAGACAUUGAACAAAUCCUUAAGAUCGCCACCUCGGUGCCUUCUCAGAUAUCUUUAUCCCUGCUCCCCAAAGUUCAGGGCAGCCCUUUACAGGUGGAACCCAAACAGAUUGCUUCGUUGAAACCUAAGCCCCUCCUAAUUACUCCCCGAUCCAGCAUGGGUGCUUCAACACCCCCUCCACCUAUUAUGAACGCCCAGAAGGCCUCAUCGGGCAACAUCAGUCCUAGCCUUCCGCCCCAAACGGGUCAACAGCCGAGAACUGCCAGACAAUCUUCCGCAUCCUCUUCUUCCUCAACCUCAUCCUCUCCAACGAACUGGGAGGGGCCAGAUGUCAUAGGAAGCACGAUUAUCUCAUAUGACACUGCAACUGGAAAGAUCAAGCAAGAAGAAAAAGAACUGAGAGCGCUGAGCAAGAAGACCGCCAAGACAGAAUAUCCAUGUCGGUUUUGUAAAGAGGUCUUUUCAUUCUUAGGGGGGCUUCAGGCUCACAUGCGGCAUCAUCUGGGGGCAUCGCCCUAUCAGUGCACUAUUUGUAGCUACUCAGCUCCUGACAAAGCAACGCUGAUUCGACAUCUCAGAACGCACAGCGGUGAGCGUCCAUACGUCUGUCGCAUCUGUCACUACCCUUUCACUGUGAAGGCUAACUGUGAGCGCCAUUUGCGCAAGAAACACAUGAAGAACACGCGCAAGGAGAUCGAGAAAAACAUUGAAUACGUAACCACCUCGACUAGUAUAAGUAGUGUGUUUGGGAGCGCUACACUGGACCUUCUUGACACAACCGUCACCGGCAACACAUCUUGUCGCUUUUGCGGUGAAGACCUUAAGAACUACCGAGCCCUUCAGAUUCAUCUGCGAACGCACAACGGCUGUCAACGAAAGCCAUUCGAAUGUCGCCAGUGUGGGGCGGCGUUCCUUGCUAAACGAAACUGCAUUCUGCAUCUGCUGAAGCAACACCCGGAGGUUCCUGAAAAGGAAAUUGAAGACCACAUCAAAAGUCUUAUACCCAUUGGCGAAGAUCAGGUUAACCAUCAUACUUCUUCCUCAAAUGGAUUGGUUAACAGUAGUGUUCCUCAAGGUUCCACUGUUAGACCUGUUGACCAGGAUCAGCCUUUAGAUUUCUCUAGCAAGUCUCAAAAAGUAAUUGGCUCAGAUGAUAAGCUGAAAGGAACCACAACAUCCCCUUUGCUCAACGACUGCUGUAUGGAGCCCAUUGAUCUCUCCAUACCCAAGGAUCCAGCAAAGAAGAGGAAGAUGAAAGAAACUGCUAACAGCACAUACCUGAGCCGUCAAGAUAUAAAGAAAGAACAGAUCUCUCCAAGAACAGACAACAAUUCUGCAGUUCUGGCCCUCUCCAUUUCUAAUCUGGCCUCUGCUUUAUCCGCCGACAUAACCAAGCCUAUUACUCGCCUCAAGCCACUGCUACCAAAACCAUCUGCCGUUUCCAGUAUUACCGAAAUGCCACCUUUAGCCUCUAUUGCUCAGAUUAUUUCCUCUGUGUCUGCUACCCCAGUGCUAAUUGAAAAGGGUACGGAUGCCAGCAACGGUAUUAGUGUAAUGGAAUUCAAUACAGUAAUUGACAAGAAGAUCACCAUGAAUCCCGAUUACGGCCCUUCUCCCGAUAACUCGAAGAGGAUAUGCAAGAAGAGAUCAUUUCAGGAUGAGAUCUGCGAUUCGAAAUCGGCAUCAAGCGGUGGAAUAGAUCUGGAGUCAAGUGGAGAGUUUCCCAGUGUGGAGAAGAUGCUGGCCACCACUGAUUCAAAUAAAUUCAGUACCUAUUUACAACCCAAUCAGAUGGAGCCGGUAAAGGAAGAGAAAGAGAUGCAGUCAGAGUUUAAGGAGGAGAUGAUGGAGGGAAGGGAGGACAAGCCAAAGAAACCUUCGCAGAGCAAAGGAAAGAAGAACGCUUAUUCAAAUUCAGCACAGAAAAUGACAUGCCCUUACUGUCCACGACUGUUUCCCUGGGCCAGCUCAUUACAAAGACACAUGCUAACACACACAGAUGAACGUCUUUGCAGACCGUUUACAUUGAUGGACAGCUACAUUACACACUGCAAUAAAGGUCAGAAGCCAUAUCCUUGUCCUCAGUGUGAGGCGUUCUUUUCUACGAAGUCGAACUGUGAGCGCCACCUUCUCCGAAAACAUGGAGUAUCUAAUCGAGGUCUUCAACACAAUGCAUCUCGAACCAAACCCAAGGCUGAUGAAGGAUCUCAAGGAAGUACGGGUACUAAUGAAAGUAUAUCUGACACUGAACCUCCUGCACCUGGGGAUGCUACUGAUCUGAGCACAGUCAACCCUAACCAAGAGGAGAAGUUCUCAUCACCCGAACAAUCACCAGAACAAACAAAACAAUCGGCCACAGAACAAACAGAUAGCACCAGAGAUCCAAUCAAAACACACGCAGCCGACGCAAACCCUGAGACGAUCCAAAACGACGACGAUGACUCUCAAAGCAAUAAAAGUCUUGAUAUGAACCUCGCCAACACGCUUGUAGACUUCAAGCUUUCCCAAGAAGUGCAACACCAGCCUAAAUUAACCGAAGCCAUUCCAGAACCGGUCGGUCAGGUGGAGGAAUUCCCUCACACUUGUGCUACCUGCAAGAAGACCUUUCGCCACGCAGCUACUCUCAGCCGGCACCAGAAAACUCAUGUUCAGGAGGUCCAUCAGGAAGAUGGAGGUAAGAAAGGAAGACGACAACCUACCGAGUCAAACCAAACCCAGAUCGCAGCUCCUAAAAAAGAGCUGGAGGAGGAGGCCAAGGUAGAAGUUACUGAAAAGGAAGAGGAGAGCAGCUGUGUGGAGAGCGGUGCAGAGGAAGAGAAGAAAGAGAGGGAUGAGAUUGAGAGUGAUGAUGAUGAAGAGCUCAGGGCUUUAGAAGAAGAAAGUGACCGGGCUGGAGGCAAAACCGAUAAGAGGAAGAAGGUCUGUGCUGUGUGCAGCAAACGUUUUUGGAGCCUGCAAGACCUGACUAGACACAUGCGCUCACAUACCGGUGAGAGACCUUACAAGUGCCAAACUUGUUUCCGCACCUUUACUCUGAAACACAGUCUGGUGAGGCACCAACGUGUCCACCAGAAACUCACUGAUGAUAAAGGAACCGAUGAGGCAGAAACGAAUGAAGAAAAUGACGGCGCGGGAGAUGACACUGCAGCUCUGGAGGAAAAAGAGGUCAAGUGUCCAUCUGGAAGUGAAAGUGAAGCAACAGCUCCACUCCAAACUGAAUAUGAAAGCGAGGGAGCUGAGCUGCCCCAAGCAGAGGACAGUGAAGACGACGUAGUGGAGAAGCAGGAACCCGAAGAACAUGAAGACAAGAAGAUGGAUUUUGCUGAAGAGCCUUCCAAAGACCCUCAGCCAGAUGGGGCUGAACAGGAUGAACCUCAAAUGGAGGAGCCUUUGAUCCAUGUUGCCUUGGAAGAAACCCAAUCAGGCUGUGACCCAGAACCUGCAAAAAUCAGUCUCUAGCGUACUGUGGUGCCUCAGGAAAUUGAUUUUGUGCCAUUGUUUAUCAGAAAAACUACAAAAAGUAUGGCAUAUCGCAACAUUUGUCUUAUACAGUAUGUAUACGAUGGAGAAUUUCUGAUGCCUUAAUGCUAUUUAGAGGAGAGACCUGGAUCAUCUCAACUGGAUGGUAGCAUUUUAAUCCUAUUUAUAUGAUUUUUUUUAACAAAUCAUAUAAAGCCUUUAUAUUACAAUAAGAACAUUUGUAUGAUAAACAGAAGAUUUAUAUAUCAGCAUUAAAAUGUAUUAUUCUUAAGUUUUUAGUCAAUAAGUUUAUCUUGUGAAAUCGAAAGUGCCUGACUCAUUUUUACUUUUUGAGGAUUGGCUGAUUACAUUUAUGAUAAAAUUGCUGUUAAGUUCUGUAAUUUAGCUUUAUAUUUGAUUUUGGGUGAUCAACGUCAAUCGGUUUAUUGGCAAUAUUUGCCUAUUCUUUGUAUAUUAUCCUCCAUCUUUGAGCCUCGUUGACAAAUGAUGCAUUGCAGACGUGUGUAUGAAUUACUGGAAGUCUUGAAACAGCACCCUCUUGUGGCACAAAGCGUAAAGUAUUAAAUUGCAAAGACUGUGGAUCAAAGAGACUAGAGACUCGCAUACAAAGAGAUGAACACAGUAUGUAUUUGAUGUCAGUGUGAAUCGGAGUGCCUUUUGUGUAUCUAUACAGUGUGAUUUGUGUUUGCCGCCUUGGGUUUUGUGCUACUGGAAAUCUUCCUAGGAUUCAUUCUGACUUUAUCAGCACUGGUAUUCAUUCACACUAAUGAUCUAAAAGGUAUCAUCAUUAAUAAUCAAUUACUGUCUUAUGUAGAAAGGAUAUUAUUUUAUCCUCAAACAAAAACACUUCAUACCGUUUUACACUAAUGUUGCAAUAUAGUGUGGGUUUUAGGACCUACAGAACUCCUAAUUUUCCAUUGACAGAUUUAUAAUGGAUGGAUUGGUUUCCAAAUCGUCUUAGUGUGGAAAUGUUUUCAGUUAAUGGAAUUUAAAACCAAUGUAUAAUUUAAAAAAAACCUUGUAAAUUAACCAGUCUUUGUUUUGGCUGAAAAACAUUUUUCUUUUUUGUUUUGUGUGUGUGUGUGUAAUGAUUUAUGUACUUGUAAAUGUGUGUGAGUGUGCACAGUUAUGUCAAUGAUAGUAAACACUGAACAUUU
Misgurnus anguillicaudatus (oriental weatherfish) is the source of this 7025-nucleotide messenger RNA. NCBI's taxonomy places the organism in Eukaryota, Metazoa, Chordata, Actinopteri, Cypriniformes, Cobitidae. The record is from RefSeq and is a predicted model, not a curated record.